AUGGAGCCUGCAUGGAAAGAUAUAGAUGACCAAAACAUUCACAUUGAUACCACCAGCGAAAACCGCUUAAAGAAGCUUUCCAAAGACCAACAAGAGCUUACAGGCACAGAAUACACACAAAAACUCAGAGACCUUUAUUCUCAAAUGCACCAUACUUCAUGGCUGUCUUCCACAGCUUCAGAUUCCUCAGCUAUUUCUAAGCUUCUAAAGACAGCCAAACCAAUUUUAUCCAACAAAACCCCUCACUUGCUCCCUACCAUCCUCGAUAUUUCCCAACUUCCUCAUGCAAAUGCCCAAAAUUACUCAAAAUCCUGCAUAAAUGCAUUGGAAUUCCAAGGAACCACCCUUUUAUCAGCUGGAAAAGACAAAAGAUUGAGGAUUUUUAACGUGGAUGGGGUUGAUAAUCCUUUACAAGCUGUGGUUUACAUGAAGGACUUGCCUAUUUCUUCAGCUCAUUUUUGUGAUACCUCUAUAUAUCUAUCAGGUUCCAGGCCUUAUUUUUAUGAAUAUGACGUGCCGACUGAAAGACUGCAUAGAAUUUCCCAUAUAAUUGGCUAUGAAAAAGAACAGCUGGGGAAAAUGGCUGUUUCACCUGAUAAUAGAUUUGUGGUGUUUUUAGGUGUUAAUGGAAAAGUGAUGUUUAUAUCAACUAGCUCAAAUAAAUUAUAAGGCUUAAAAAUGUAUAUAUAGAAAGCCUGCAGCUAAUUUUAAGAAAAAUUUAUAGAAAUAAUUUAAUAUUUACCCAAAAAAUUUCAUAUAUGAGGGUUUAUUAUUUGAGUUCAAAAUGAACCAGGAUGGCCACGCAUUAACAUUUUUAGACGAAAAUACCCUUUUAACUGGUGGAGAUGAAGGCGAAAUAUAUUUAUGGGACAUUUCAAUGAGAAGAUGCAUCAGGAGAUUCUGCGACGAAGGUUCCACUAAAAUCACCUGCAUGUCAACUUGUGGAGACUAUUUAGCAACUGGCUCCACAAAUGGUGUAGUAAAUCUUUAUAACACAAAAAAUGACGAUUUUUCAUUACCAAGCCCACCUCCUAUAAAAUCAGUAAUGAAUUUAACGACUGCUAUAGACGGUGUUACCUUUAACCACAAUGCAGAAAUUUUGGCUAUGUAUUCCAGAUGGAAAAGAGACGCUGUAAAACUUUUGCAUGUGCCAAGCCAGACUGUGUUUUCUAAUUGGCCAGGCAUUAGAGAUCAUAUAAAAUAUCCGAUGUCUUUAGCAUUUAGUUCAAAUAGUGAGUUAAUGAGUGUUGGAAAUGAUGAAGGAGUCGCGCUAUUAUAUAGGCUUAACCAUUAUGCGAAUUAA
Molecule: messenger RNA, 1303 nt
Organism: Blepharisma stoltei
Lineage: Eukaryota; Ciliophora; Heterotrichea; Heterotrichida; Blepharismidae
Source: the annotation of a GenBank genome assembly